Molecule: messenger RNA, 1086 nt
Organism: Salvia hispanica
Lineage: Eukaryota; Viridiplantae; Streptophyta; Magnoliopsida; Lamiales; Lamiaceae
Product: F-box/kelch-repeat protein At3g06240-like
Molecular function (GO): protein binding
Source: RefSeq, a predicted model, not a curated record
AUGAACAGCGAUGUGGUGUUCGAGAUACUGUUGCUUCUUCCCGUUCAAUCCCUCUUGAAAUUGUUAGGUGUUAGUAGAGUUUGGUAUGACAUCAUUGAUUCUCCUCAAUUUAGAAAUUUGCACACUUUGUUGCAUAAAAACAAAAGAGAUGAGGAGGUAUAUCUACGGUUUAAUUUUGGUCUCGGUUAUAGUAUUGUUAGUAGAAAACUAUCAAUAAAUCUCCUAGACAACGGGAUGUCGUUGCCGUCGCAUAACUUCCGUUUGCCUAUGGACCUGAGUGUAGUAUCCGGGGCGGUUAAGGGUCUAGUCUGCCUAAGUUCUCCACGUAUGUUUUACAUUGCAAUAUGCAAUCCUUUUUUAGGCCACUUCAAGAUUCUACCACUUUCUCCCUUCUCUUCUACUUUGUCAUGUUUUUAUCACUACAAUGUGGGAUUGGGUUUCGAUGAAGAUUACAAAGUGGUGCAAGUGGUGCAGCACCGCAAGUACGGCUGGUUGCACGCGAGUCUGUAUUCUGCAAAGACGAAUUCUUGGAGAAAAUUGGAUAUUGAUCAAGAUAUGGUGAUUGAGAAACCCAUAAAGUCGGUGUGCAAGAAUGGAUCCUUUGCGCACUGGAAAGGGCUCACAAGGGCGCGGGAUAAGGAGAUUAUACUAAGCUUUGAUAUGAAGAAUGAAGUGUUUCGGACGUUUACAAUAUCACAAACGGGUGACCAAGUACUUGAUAAGUACUCGGUUCAGUCGUUUAAGGUUCUUGCCAUUCUUGCAAAGGAAGAUUGCUCUUUCGUGAUCCUUGUUUUGGAGAGUUGGGUGUUGAAGGUUUAUGAGUCGAGCGGUGAAGGGAGUGAGGUUGUUUGGAAUAAUGUGAAUGAUCUGCAACUAUAUUCUUUCGGGAUGAGCAAUGUUCGGAGCAGUGAUGAGAUUCCUGUUUGGAGGAAUGAUGAUUGUGUGGCUCUCAAAGGUUGUGAAUUGAGAGAAGUGAUUUUGUAUGAUUACCGUGCUCGGAAAUUAAUUGGACGUUUCAAGCUGCCGGAGAGCUCGUGCUUGGAUGAUUAUAUCAUUGAGUGCGAAGGAAGCUUCAUUUCACCUUAG